AAACAGCUCCAAAAAUCAAGGGGAGUAGUUAAAUUUGCUGUUUCCACCUAAAUUCCAAGUUGAGCAGUGAAUGGGGGAAGUAUGGGUGCUGCAGAAUUUGUAGGCUGCCAAUCGGGAUUUGCAAGCACAUCUGGAAAAAUACUAGGGGCUCUACGGGCCUGUGUGCAAAUUCUUGAUGGCUGUGGGACAAUACUUGUGCUCACCACCACACCAGCUUGUACUACACUUAUGGGACUCGCCACGUAACCAAGUGAUACUGUAGUGCUGGAAUGUGAAAGACCAGGAUGUACUAGGCCGCUAGUGCUUACCAGUUCACCAAAAGGUAGCGCGGCACUAGUACGGGCACUCUGCUGCAUAUGAGAGUCAUC
Messenger RNA from Staurois parvus, 368 nucleotides. NCBI's taxonomy places the organism in Eukaryota, Metazoa, Chordata, Amphibia, Anura, Ranidae. The record is from the annotation of a GenBank genome assembly.